UAAUUUCAUUAAAGUGUCGCCAUCGAUAUAGUAUUUAACCUUAUUAUAUAGUUGCAUUAGACUUUGGGGAAAUUUUGGAAAUAAUUUAAAGACAAGCAAAAUCAGUCAGUUCUGCAUCUAUUAAGUAGAAAACACUAAGCACGGAAAGUGCGCAUUCUUCAGCAGUCCCCUCACCACACGAGACAACUUUAUUUCCGCCCGUCUGUCAAAGUAACUGUCAAACACGAGCGAGGGGUUGUGCGCCUGCUGCUCCGUCAUUCAGGAAGUCUAGACCAACUGACAACACUCAACGAAGUCACACCGACAUCUCCAGAGUCGGACUAAAUAUCACCGAAGUGCGCACGCUUUUUAACCGGGACGUGUUUUACUAAAGAGUACAGUCUACUAGUCUGUAGAUGAAGAUGCAAGUGCAGGAAAUAAGAUCGAUAUUACUUUCUGUGUUUUGCAGUUUGCCAGGAAUUUCCCUACCCUGCUUGUUCAAAGGGUACAGUAAUAAACAGUCAUGAGGGAAGCUGGCAAAACAGCAAUUGUGGGCUUUAACUAAGAAAAGAGAAAAAGAGAAGAAGACCAAGGCUUCUCUAACACCACCUUUACACAUUUUCUACAGAUCUAUCUGGCCAAUGCCGGGGCCGUCGUGGACAUCUGGUGGCGGUAGUAGCAGUGGUAGCGUGUAUGCGAGUGUGGUCCUUGGCGCCUAGCCCAUGUCCAACCCAUAAUGCCGUCAUCCACACGGAAAGGGGUGCCGAAGGACCCUGAGCUGGCUGACCUUUUCUUCAAAGAUGAUCCAGAGGAUGUUUUCUGUGACCUGCACGAGAUUGGACAUGGCAGCUUUGGGGCCGUCUACUUUGCACGUAACUCUUACUCCAACGAGGUGGUGGCCAUUAAAAAGAUGUCCUAUAAUGGCAAGCAGACUACCGAAAAGUGGCAGGACAUCAUUAAAGAAGUCAAGUUUUUGGGACAGCUGCGACACCCAAACACAAUUGAGUACAAAGGCUGCUACUUGAAAGACAACACUGCCUGGCUGGUGAUGGAGUACUGCCUGGGCUCUGCAUCAGAUUUACUAGAGGUUCACAAGAAACCACUCCAAGAGAUGGAAAUUGCUGCCAUUACCCAUGGUGCCUUGCUAGGAUUGGCUUACCUACAUUCCCACAAUAUGAUUCACAGAGAUGUGAAAGCUGGUAACAUCCUGCUGACUGAGCUGGGUCAAGUCAAACUGGCCGACUUUGGCUCUGCCUCCAUUGCCUCACCUGCCAACUCCUUUGUCGGAACACCUUACUGGAUGGCCCCAGAAGUGAUUUUAGCCAUGGAUGAGGGCCAAUAUGAAGGGAAGGUGGACAUUUGGUCCCUGGGGAUCACCUGCAUUGAACUUGCGGAACGUAAACCCCCGUUGUUCAACAUGAAUGCCAUGAGUGCCUUAUAUCACAUCGCACAGAAUGAUUCUCCCACGCUGCAGUCAAAUGAGUGGUCUGACAUCUUCCGGAGCUUUGUUGACUACUGCCUACUGAAAAUUCCUCAGGACAGACCCUCGUCAGGGGAGCUGCUACGACAUGAUUUUGUGCGACGGGAACGCUCACCACGCAUUCUCAUCGACCUCAUCCAGAGGACCAAGGAUGCGGUGCGCGAGCUGGACAAUCUGCAGUACCGCAAGAUGAAGAAGAUUCUCUAUCAGGAGAAACACAACGGGCCCUUGGGAGAGAGCCAGGAGGAGGAGGAGGACAGUGAGGCAGCCAGCUGUAAAAUGAACAGUCUGGGCAGCAACCACUCUAUCCCCAGCACCUCCGUCAGCACAGGUAGCCAGAGCAGCAGUGUGAACAGCAUGCAGGAGGUGCUGGAGGACAGCUGCUCUGACAUGACCAUGAUGCACCCCCAGGACUACGGCAGCACCCUGGACUCCUCUGCACACAUAAAGAAGGACCAUCAGUAUAACUGGGAUGAUGGGAUCCACAGAGACCACCGGCCAGAGUUGAGGCCAGCCUCCUCUGACAAGAGCAGCCAGGCACAAAACUACAAAAACCAGGGCCGCUUCGCCACCAUUAAAUCCGCCUCACUGGUGACCAAACAGAUCCAUGAGCAUGAGCAGGAAAGCGAGCUGCGGGAGCAGAUGUCGGGCUACAAGCGCAUGCGUCGGCAGCACCAGAAGCAGCUGAUUGCCCUGGAGAACAAGCUAAAGGCCGAGAUGGAUGAACACCGGCUCAAGCUGCAGAAGGAGGUGGAGACGCAGGCCAACAAUGCCUACAUAGAGCUGGAGAAGCUGGCCAAACGCCACGCUGUGCAAAGCGAAAAAGAGAUGAAGACGGCACUCACGGAUGAGAAGAAGUUCCAGCAGCAGAUCGUGGCACAGCAGAAGAAGGAGCUGACCACAUUUCUAGAUAAUCAGAAGAAACAGUACAAACUCUGCAAGGAGAAGAUUAAGGAGGAGAUGAACGAGGACCACAGCACACCCAAGAAGGAAAAGCAGGAACGUCUUUCCAAGCACAAAGAGAACAUGCAGCAUUCCCAGGCCGAGGAGGAAGCCCAUCUCCUGGCCCAGCAGAGGGUUUUUUACGACAGAAAUUGCCGUGCUUUCAAGCGCAAAGUCAUGAUUAAAAGGCAUGAUUUGGAGCAGGAACAGAUCCGAGAGGAGCUGAAUAAGAAGAAGACCCAGAAGGAGAUGGAACAUGCCAUGCUGAUCCGCCAUGAUGAGUCCACGCAGGAGCUAGAACAGCGGCAGCUAAAGACCCUACAGAAGCUGCGGAUGGACCUGAUCCGCCUGCAACACCAGACAGAGCUGGAGAACCAGAUCGAGUACAACAACAGACGUGAGCGCGAACUCCAUCGCAAGCAUGUGCUGGAGCUCCGGCAGCAGCCCAAGAACCUUAAAGCAUUGGAGCUGCAGAUAAAGAAGCAGUUUCAGGACACAUGUAAGGUGCAGACCAAGCAGUACAAGGCCCUGCGCCACCACCAGAUGGAAGUUACGCCCAAGGCUGAGCACAAGACGGUGCUCAAGGCCCUAAAGGAUGAGCAGACACGCAAGCUGGCCAUCCUGGCUGAGCAGUAUGAGCAGAGCAUCAACGAGAUGAUGGCCUCGCAAGCGCUGCGUCUGGAUGAGGCCCAGGAAGCCGAGUGCCAGGCCCUGAGGCAGCAGCUGCAACAGGAGAUGGAGCUGCUCAAUGCCUACCAGAGUAAGAUCAAGAUGCAGACCGAGGCGCAGCAUGAGCGUGAGCAGCAGAAGCUAGAGCAGAAGGUGUCGCUCCGCCGGGCUCAUCUGGAACAAAAGAUUGAAGAGGAGCUGGUUUCCCUUCAGAAGGAGCGAACGGACCGGAUCAAACACCUGCUGGAGCGCCAGGAGCGGGAGAUCGACAGCUUCGACAUGGAGAGUAUGCGGCUGGGCUUCGGAAACCUUGGCGCCCUGGACUUUCCCAAGGAUGACUACAGAUGAAGGGUGCCGCCACCGCCGCCGCCAUCUUCUCCUAGUCUCCGGGUGUCCGUUUGCCUCAGAACACCCCUCUUCUCCUUUUGACCUGACCUGGCCUGACAAUGCAGGUGUUCGCUGCUGCUGACGCCCUCACGCAAACACACAAAAAACAAAAAAGACUAAAAACAAGAAAAAAACAAAGAAAAAAAAAAACCACAAAAAGAUAAAACAGCUCUGAAGUGUUUUCUGGGCUGGUCAGACAGGGUUGAUGGCAGGUUUGAGUGCCCCCCCCCCCCCCUAAAAAAACCCCCACAUAAACUUCUUCCCCCUCCUUGCCUCUCAUGAUGUCAUAAGAUGACAAAAAGAGUAAAAAAAUGCUGGAUAACUUCCUGUACUUGUCAUGUUUUUGUAAGAAUAACAUAGUCACAGUGUUUCUUGUGCAAUGACGACACUUUUGUGGAAAUCAAGAGGAGGGAGAGAAAACUGAGGGCCGUACGAUGAACGAACCAUACCUUCCCAGAGGGGAAUUUUUUUUCUUUUGUAGUUUGUUUUUUGCUCUUAAAACAGUGCAAAAAAAUCAAUCUUGAGGCGAUAAAUCAAACAGUUGAUCCUUCCGCAGCCGUUUCUCUGCUGCUUCUUUCAACACUUUUUGGUAUUUAUUCAUCAGGACAUUUUUAGGAAGAAAAUUGGAUAAUUUGAUACUAUAAGACACAAAUAUCACAAUGUACAUACAAGUACGCUGAUAUAAUAAAUGUGACUCCUUCAGGUGAAUUUGAUUACUGGAGGAUGGCUGAAUCAUGGUACUCAGACUGUGUAUUGUUGUGAUUUUCUCUGCACUGGCAGCAAAUGUGAAAAAUAAUACAUGUGACAUGUGAACUCCCAGCUAGCACAAAGGGCUUCAUGAGGAGGGCAAGGGGGGGCCUUGUACUUUGUGUAUAGAUGGAUUUAUGGAGAGCUUUUACUUAUUUUCGUAUUGUAUUUUAACCGUCACUCGAAUCAAAGGAAUUUUUAAAAGUGCUUUUUUUUCCCCUGCCCCCUCCUCAGAUCAUAUUUGAGGUCCUGUCAUUGGUCACUUUUUAUUUUUUUUUUUGCUCCCUCCCUCUUUUUGCGUUACAGAACUCCCAAGCUGUGUAUUUUCUUAUCAACCAGACCAGUAUAAUGCUUUAUUGCAUGCACUUUAUUUUUUUUCCAGGUUUAAAGAAAGCAUGAAUCUGUCAGAGCUUUUAAUUAUAUUUGUAAAUAAAGUGCUCAUCAGACAAAAUAAAGAUGUCUAAUUUGAAUUCCUCAUACCACUGGAGUGCCAUUUUAGUCUUAACCUCUGAACCAUUUAAUAGCAACAUAUAAUUCUAUCACUUAAAUUCAGUAAAAGCAUUUUUUCCAAAUUUAAAAAUUUUAAUGUAAUUUCAGGUGACAUUUGCCAGAAUUAUGGAAAAAAAAAUGUACUCAAGUGAUCAUUUUCAUUGGACCUCAAUAUUGAUUAAAAUGGCACUCCACACAGCCUACCAGAACAAGGCCUCAGUGAUGAAGCCUUAUCACCCAUCAAUACUAACCCAGACUGCAAUAUUUUCCAAAGCAAGGAUCUCAUGAAGUUAAAUUCCUGCCUUGUCUAUGCUGCUCAUAUCUCUAGUGGGGGGAACCCGGGUGUGAUUAGAGGGGGAGGAAUUGGG
Molecule: messenger RNA, 5061 nt
Organism: Melanotaenia boesemani (Boeseman's rainbowfish)
Lineage: Eukaryota; Metazoa; Chordata; Actinopteri; Atheriniformes; Melanotaeniidae
Gene: taok3a
Product: TAO kinase 3a
Exons: 22
Coding region: 716-3418 (900 amino acids)
Biological process (GO): protein phosphorylation; execution phase of apoptosis
Molecular function (GO): protein kinase activity; ATP binding
Source: RefSeq, a predicted model, not a curated record